GCCAAAUAGGAACAGCUCCGGUCUACAGCUCCCAGCAUGAGCGACACAGAAGACGGGUGAUUUCUGCAUUUCCAUCUGAGGAAUGGAAGAGAGCCAGUCAACAGACUCAUUUUAUGGAUGGAAACACUGAGCUCCAAAAGCUGAAAAUGCUUCAUUGCUUAUGUGGAAGACCAAGAGAAGAACCCAGGUCUGCUUAGUCCCAAUCAAUUCAGGGACCAAAUACUAUUUCCAGAGUUUUAUCCACAAUAUCUUAUGAUACCUGGAAAUCAAAUUCCUUCUACUAUGAUAUGACCUAUUUAGGUAUUGGAGAAGAAGUGAUUUCAUUGAGAUUUGUCUCUCUGUGUGAUCAUCAGCAUUUGCAUCUUUAUGGUCUUUAUGAAUCCUUCUCAUCAUUGUUUUCAUUAUAAAACUCCACCAAGCAGCUCAGGAGAACACAAUGAGCCCAGGAGACUCAUGGGCUUAACCCAACCUGAACAUUUACAAGUAGCUGUAAUUUUAUUGGACUCUCCUCAGAAAAUACCAUGGACUAUUCUAAAGUUCCACUAAAGUGAAGAGCUGGACUCACCAUAGAGGGAAAAGUGAGACUGACAAUGAGGCUGCUAAAUAACUCACAUUAACUUGGAUUUUUCUACUUGCUCUCUGAGAUGCUCCCUAACAAGUCAGUGAGUAAAGGUAUAGAAUGUGCCAAACAGACGAAACAGAUGGUUGACUGCAGUCAUUAUAAAAAGUUACCACCAGGACAACAGAGAUUUUGUCAUCAUAUGUAUGAUCCAAUUUGUGGAUCUGAUGGCAAAACUUAUAAAAAUGAUUGCUUCUUCUGUUCUCAAGUUAAGAAAACUGACGGCAAACUUAAAUUUGUACAUUUCGGAAAAUGUUAAAUCUAUCUUGUGAGUCCAAAAUAUCUUUUAAUGCAUCUAUUCACAAGAGUCACAUUUCUGUUCCCAUAUUAUCUAUGCCACAUUGCCUACUCAUCACCAUAUGCAGAUUUCUUUGUAGAAUAAAGCAGAUA
This is a messenger RNA of Gorilla gorilla gorilla (western lowland gorilla), 1009 nucleotides long. RefSeq names its product serine peptidase inhibitor Kazal type 9 (gene SPINK9). NCBI's taxonomy places the organism in Eukaryota, Metazoa, Chordata, Mammalia, Primates, Hominidae. Bases 645 to 878 code for a protein of 77 amino acids. The transcript is spliced from 7 exons. Gene Ontology annotation, molecular function: protein binding; serine-type endopeptidase inhibitor activity. The record is from RefSeq and is a predicted model, not a curated record.